AUGUCCUUAUUUCAAAUGAAAUGGCUCAGACGUCUGGUGAGGCAGAACACAAAACCCAUACCAGAAUUGGAGGCAGCGUUGUGGAAGCGUCGACUCAGCGUGGUGUAUGCCCUCCUGGCCUGGAAUGCUUUUGGAUUCGUCUGCUAUAUGGCGUUCAGCGGAAAGAGCGAUUGGGCCCACUACCAUGGCUUGAAAAGUGACGAAGAGAAGAAGGAAUCGCAGGCAGUUCAGUUUAGCAAGCGGCUGAAUGUUGAAAAAGGCAAAAUUAUACGAUACUCUGGUUUUAAGAAGGUGGAAGAGUUGGAAUUCGACAAUACAAAAGAUAAAUAAGCCCUAGCAGUAAAUCGGUGUAGUUUUAUUUCU
Messenger RNA from Musca vetustissima, 363 nucleotides. RefSeq lists its product as uncharacterized. The record is from RefSeq and is a predicted model, not a curated record. The coding region runs from base 1 to 330 and encodes 109 amino acids. The transcript has a single exon. Lineage: Eukaryota; Metazoa; Arthropoda; Insecta; Diptera; Muscidae.